GAAGGGAAUGCCUUGAUGAUGGGACGUGGUCUGGAGAGGCCCCAACAUGUGCUGUCCCAGUAAGUUGUCCCAAUCCCACAGUUAAACCGAAUACUGCAAUAGUAGCUUUGACUGGCAACAGCGUCGGUGAUAUAGUUGAAUACACAUGCGAUGAUACAUUCGUAUUGUCCAGUGGGGAUCUGAGAAGGGAAUGCCUUGAUGAUGGGACGUGGUCCGGAGAGGCCCCAACAUGUGCUGUCCCAGUAAGUUGUCCCAAUCCAACAGUUAAACCGAAUACUGCAAUAGUAGCUGUGACUGGCAAUAGGGUCGGUGAUACAGUUGAA
Owenia fusiformis is the source of this 323-nucleotide messenger RNA. The record is from the annotation of a GenBank genome assembly. Lineage: Eukaryota; Metazoa; Annelida; Polychaeta; Sabellida; Oweniidae.